Suncus etruscus (white-toothed pygmy shrew) is the source of this 1264-nucleotide messenger RNA. RefSeq names its product nucleoporin 42 (gene NUP42). Bases 62 to 1258 code for a protein of 398 amino acids. Gene Ontology annotation, molecular function: metal ion binding; nuclear export signal receptor activity. Gene Ontology annotation, cellular component: nuclear envelope. The transcript is spliced from 7 exons. The record is from RefSeq and is a predicted model, not a curated record. Lineage: Eukaryota; Metazoa; Chordata; Mammalia; Eulipotyphla; Soricidae.
GCCGGCGCCCGCUAGCCCGACUUGACUCGGGAAGAAGCGCUCAGCGGCCCGCAGCUGCGCGAUGACCGUUUGUCCGUAUUUCCUCCAAGGCCGGUGCCGCUUCGGAGACAGGUGUUGGAACGAGCACCCCGGCGCCGCGGGUGCGGGCAGGGGACGGCAGCAGCAGCCCUCAGGACGAGAAUGGGCCAACAACCCAAGGUAUUCCGGUGUCAUUCAGCCUUCCAGUUUCUCCAAAUCCUCACCAUGGGGGGGCGGCAGAGAUCAAGAAAAGCCAUCUUUUGGUCAGAACCCAUUUACUUAUAACUCUGAUGAGCAGAAAGAUGAAAAGAAAAUUCUGGAAGGAAUUAUAAAAGAUAUGGAGAUUUGGGAAUCAUCAGGGCAGUGGAUGUUUUCAGUUUACUCACCAAUGAAAAAGAAACCUAGUAUUUCAGGUUUUAUAGACAUUUCACCAGAGGAAUUGAGACUUGAGUACCAUAACUUCUUAAGAAGCAAUAAUUUACAGAGCUAUCUAAAUUCCAUUCAACAAUUAAUAAAUCAGUGGCGGAAUAGGGUAAAUGAACUGAAAAGUCUAAAUACAUCUACUAAAAUAGCUCUGCUCUCUGAUCUAAAGAAUGGCACAAAUCAAGCAACUCCAUCAUUUGGAUUUGGCAGUAGUCAGACAGCAGUGCUGGGGUCAUCAGGUUUUCCAGCUAAUAAUAGUAGUAGUACCAGUGCCCAAAACUUUAGUUUUAAAACAAGCCCUGGGUUUGGCACUGCCUCUUCCGGAAGUGGCUCUGUGUUUGGAAAUACUUCAGCGUUUGGAUCUGCAUCCUCAGCCAGUUCAGUCCUCCCUGCUUCUGCUCCAGCUUUUGGAUUUGGGAAACCUCAGGUCUCAUCUGCUGCUUCAUUUUCUUUCAAAACUUCUGACACUUCCAGUUUUAGCUCAUCUGGAUUUUCAGGAUUUCCAACUUCUAUGGCAACAAGUCCCCCGAGCAUUUCUGUGGGCCCGGCCUUUGGAAGCACCAGCUCUGUAGCUGGUUUCGGUGGUUCUGGCUCCCAGACUCUCUCUGCCUUUUCCAAACCAUCCAAUGACACCUUUGGAAGCAGCGGCAUGUCAUCCUCUCUCCUGGCCUCAAAUGGCAACAUCACGACAGAUCAUGCAUUAUUCACACCCAAGGAUCAGCUAACAUCAGAAGAACUUGAACAAUUUCAGUCCAAGAAAUUUACUUUAGGAAAAAUUCCGUUAAAGCCACCACCUUUAGGACUUAUAAAUAUUUAAUAAAAG